AUGAUUAAUAGAUAUACCUUAUCAUUUAAGGAUUAAAAACUUGAAGAAAAGUAUUAGGAAAUUUAACUUGAAGAAAAAAGAAAGCCUUUAGUUAAAAAAAUAAUUUAUUUAACUUUCCUUGUUGUGUUAGUUAAGGGGACAUUCUCCAUAAUUACUGAAAGCCUUGAUGAGAUUUAUGGAACAAUAGGAUAUUUUAUUAGUGAUUUAUGUCUAAUUGCAAUUCUAUCAAUGAAACCUCAAUACUGUCGAUUUGCAUUAAUAUUUGUAAAUUAUUUAAUGAUGAUUCCUUAUUUGAGAAUUGAUGACAGCAAGAAUUAAUUUCAUUAUUAAUUAGCAUCUGCUUUGAUAAUUGCAUUUUAAUUUGUAAUUAUUGCCUCGGGAGAAUUUAUAGAUGCUUUAAUUUAAGUUAUUUCUUUUUUUUCAAUUUAUUUAGGUUAUUUUAUAAGUUAUUAGACUAACUAUUCUUAAGCAUUUGUUUUGUCAACAUUUUUGAUUUGCUUUUUGCUUUUAUUUUCCUUUUAUUAAAAUGUUGCUGCAGAAAGAUCAAAAUUUUAACUUACUCUCAUUAAUUAAUAAUGGGAUAAGAUUUUAUUAAGUAUGGUUACAGAGCCAUGUUUAAUAUUUAAUUUUGAUUAAUUAAGACAUACCUUUAUUUUAAACGGAUCUUUUUCGUUUAUUGUUUAAUGUGAAACGAAUAACGAAUUAAAGAACUUCUUAAGAAAAUCGAAAUUAACUUUACAUGAAAAAAUUAAUUUAGAAAACUUUCUAUAUAAAUAAAUUGAUAAAUUUUAAAAAUAAGAUGGCAAUAUUAUUAAUCAAUCUCUUUUAAUUGAAUUGAAUUAAAAAGCUUAAGAAAUUACAUAUUCAAUAUUUUCAGGAACAAAUCCUAUCAUUAUGAUUAAAAUAGAUAAAUAUUAAUGCGGCAAAAUUAUAGGGGAAUAAUAAAAUUUAGUCAUAGAAAAACAAUUCUAAUUUAAAUACAGAGUCUUGCUUAAAAGUAUUUAUUAAUAAUUUAAAAUGAUACUUAUACAUAAAACUUCAAAUUUAAAAGGAUUGUUUAAACUUAUUAUUUAUCAUUACUUAUCAGAUAAAUUAGAACAAAAAUAACUGAAACAAAUUAAUCUAAGUAAAGUAUUUUCUAAUUUAAAAUUGCUCUAUUCAUAAAAAUCAAUUAUUUUGGCAAAAGAUCUUUAAGAUUUUACUUUCUUGGGGUACAAAGAAGCCAUUUUUCUCAUUUUAAUAGAAAUUUUCGAAUGUAAUAUAUCUAAUUAAGUCUAUAUUCAAAUAAAUACUGAUACUUAGGAUUAAAACCAUUUUGAAAUGUUAAUUUUCGGAAUUUACAAUGAAAAAGCCAAAAAACUAUUAAGAUAAAGAUUAGAAAAAUUAGAAGAUUAUUUUAAUAAUCUAUAUCUAAAUUAACAAUGUAAUAUCAUAGUAAUAUUUAGAUAUUUCUUUAGUUAUAACUCAUAGUUGCUUUAUCGAAAAAAGGAGAACAUGAGAAUAAAUNUUAAUUAGCAUCUGCUUUGAUAAUUGCAUUUUAAUUUGUAAUUAUUGCCUCGGGAGAAUUUAUAGAUGCUUUAAUUUAAGUUAUUUCUUUUUUUUCAAUUUAUUUAGGUUAUUUUAUAAGUUAUUAGACUAACUAUUCUUAAGCAUUUGUUUUGUCAACAUUUUUGAUUUGCUUUUUGCUUUUAUUUUCCUUUUAUUAAAAUGUUGCUGCAGAAAGAUCAAAAUUUUAACUUACUCUCAUUAAUUAAUAAUGGGAUAAGAUUUUAUUAAGUAUGGUUACAGAGCCAUGUUUAAUAUUUAAUUUUGAUUAAUUAAGACAUACCUUUAUUUUAAACGGAUCUUUUUCGUUUAUUGUUUAAUGUGAAACGAAUAACGAAUUAAAGAACUUCUUAAGAAAAUCGAAAUUAACUUUACAUGAAAAAAUUAAUUUAGAAAACUUUCUAUAUAAAUAAAUUGAUAAAUUUUAAAAAUAAGAUGGCAAUAUUAUUAAUCAAUCUCUUUUAAUUGAAUUGAAUUAAAAAGCUUAAGAAAUUACAUAUUCAAUAUUUUCAGGAACAAAUCCUAUCAUUAUGAUUAAAAUAGAUAAAUAUUAAUGCGGCAAAAUUAUAGGGGAAUAAUAAAAUUUAGUCAUAGAAAAACAAUUCUAAUUUAAAUACAGAGUCUUGCUUAAAAGUAUUUAUUAAUAAUUUAAAAUGAUACUUAUACAUAAAACUUCAAAUUUAAAAGGAUUGUUUAAACUUAUUAUUUAUCAUUACUUAUCAGAUAAAUUAGAACAAAAAUAACUGAAACAAAUUAAUCUAAGUAAAGUAUUUUCUAAUUUAAAAUUGCUCUAUUCAUAAAAAUCAAUUAUUUUGGCAAAAGAUCUUUAAGAUUUUACUUUCUUGGGGUACAAAGAAGCCAUUUUUCUCAUUUUAAUAGAAAUUUUCGAAUGUAAUAUAUCUAAUUAAGUCUAUAUUCAAAUAAAUACUGAUACUUAGGAUUAAAACCAUUUUGAAAUGUUAAUUUUCGGAAUUUACAAUGAAAAAGCCAAAAAACUAUUAAGAUAAAGAUUAGAAAAAUUAGAAGAUUAUUUUAAUAAUCUAUAUCUAAAUUAACAAUGUAAUAUCAUAGUAAUAUUUAGAUAUUUCUUUAGUUAUAACUCAUAGUUGCUUUAUCGAAAAAAGGAGAACAUGA
Paramecium sonneborni is the source of this 2679-nucleotide messenger RNA. NCBI's taxonomy places the organism in Eukaryota, Ciliophora, Oligohymenophorea, Peniculida, Parameciidae. The record is from the annotation of a GenBank genome assembly.